GUUGCAGGGAGACAUGUCUGGCUGGGGGGGCUUCUUCUUUUCUCUCCUUAACUACAAGACAGAGAAGUAUGUAAUCGCUGAGAACAGGAGAAUCGGGAUAUUGUUCAGACUGUAUCAGCUGGCCGUGCUGGGAUACAUAAUCGGGUGGGUGUUUGUCGUGAAGAAAGGGUACCAGGAGAAAGAGGAGGCAGUCCAGACUUCAGUUAUCACCAAAGUUAAAGGAGUCUCUCUGAUCAACUCCUCACAGACAGGACCUUACCUGUGGAGCGCUGAGGAUUAUGUCAUACCUCCAAACGGUGAGCAGGUGUUCUUUAUCGUGACCAAUUACAUAGAGACUCCUAAUCAGAGGCUGAGGUUCUGUGCUGAGAGUCCUAAGGUGCCUAAUGGAAGAUGCCAAAGUAACGAAGACUGUCUUGAAGGGGAGAACAUUGCAGCUGGACACGGAAUAAUGACGGGCUUGUGCUUGAACAGGACUGGAACUUGUGAAAUUUAUGCUUGGUGUCCUGUAGAACACAGCAAAAGACCCAUCUUUGUGUCUUCUGCUUUAAGAGAACCCUUACUGAGUGAAGCAGAGAACUUUACCAUCUACAUCAAGAACUUCAUCAGGUUCCCAAAGUUUGAUUUCUCCAAGUCCAAUGUCCUUGAAACCUCUGAUGACAGCUACCUGAAGAAAUGCUCCUACCACAAAGAUGACCAUCCUUACUGCCCCAUAUUCCGCCUCCGAGAUUUGAUCAGCAAUACUGGACAUGAUUUCCAAGACAUGGCUGUUAAGGGCGGCUCUGUGGGCAUUCUUGUUGAGUGGAACUGCGACCUGGACAGAGACUCCUCGGAAUGUAACCCGCAGUACAGCUUCACACGACUAGACAUGAACCUGAACGAUUCUGUCACAUCCGGAUACAACUUCAGACAUGCCAGGUACUACAAGGAUGAAAAGGGAGAAACAUUUCGCACUCUGUAUAAAGUGUACGGGAUUCGCUUUGAUAUAAUGAUUAAUGGUCAGGCAGGGAAAUUCAAUAUUGUUCCCACAAUAAUUGCUAUUGGCUCUGGUGUUGCUCUGAUGGGUAUAGGAGCCUUUGUUUGUGAUAUGAUUCUGCUGUACAUGAUGAACACCAGCUCCUUCUAUAGAGAGAGAAAAUUUGAAAUAAUAAACUUCAAAAAGGAGAAGAGCAAAACAAAAGAAGGCAUUUACCGGGAAAGGAGAUCAAAGAAAACGGCUGCAGAGAAAGACGCUGCCAACUCGGUCAAGAAAACGGAUAAAGCUGAAGUCCUGGAGGAAGCGGCUCGCUCCGAGGACAGACGAGGUCCCACCAUUCCACGCAACACAGGCCAGAGAUACUCCGCGGUUCUGUCCCAGCAAGCCACAGAGCAGAAGCACCACAUCACUUUUGCUUCACCUAACUAGCUGUGUGAGGAUCAGCCAAACAGGUGGACACCAGACUUGUGAAAAGUCUUGUUGGCAGGAUGCUGACUGAAGGACAAUGCUCUCAGCUGCGGUCCAGAUGUUUCCAUCACCGCCAUUCAAAGAAACCAUAGCAGGCUUCCCCCCAAGCUGUGAUGCUGAUUUAUCAGACUGAAUACCAAAAUCUGUGGCCACUAUAACACGAUAGGACCGAAAUGGAUUUUCCUAAUAACUAGACUAAUUGUUGUUUGCAUUAUAAAUGUAGAUGCACACAAAACAAGGUUUUAUUUAUUUAUUUAUUUAUUUUUUGUAAUGAUGCAGUUCUCCAGGAAGGAUUCAAAGUUCUACACCAAAUGGCAGAGUUCAGGCCUCUUAGAAGAGGAGAAAAGAAGGAGCACGAGGUUGAUCGGCAGGAGGAUGCCCGGCUGCAGGGACACAACAACAUAUCGAUGUGUUUGAAGUUAAAAAGCAAAUCUUUUAGUCUCCAGAUGGGUCCAUGUUGCUGCUCUCACUCAUGUUAAGAGCUCUGGAUUUCCUCUGUAAGCCGGGCAAUCAACUAUAAUAAAAAUACUUCUCAAGUUCA
Oryzias melastigma (Indian medaka) is the source of this 1982-nucleotide messenger RNA. It is a transcript of the gene p2rx5, whose product is annotated as purinergic receptor P2X, ligand-gated ion channel, 5. Gene Ontology annotation, biological process: response to ATP; monoatomic cation transmembrane transport. Gene Ontology annotation, molecular function: extracellularly ATP-gated monoatomic cation channel activity; purinergic nucleotide receptor activity. Bases 14 to 1402 code for a protein of 462 amino acids. Gene Ontology annotation, cellular component: plasma membrane; nuclear inner membrane. The record is from RefSeq and is a predicted model, not a curated record. The transcript has 12 exons. Lineage: Eukaryota; Metazoa; Chordata; Actinopteri; Beloniformes; Adrianichthyidae.